Molecule: messenger RNA, 7740 nt
Organism: Paramisgurnus dabryanus
Lineage: Eukaryota; Metazoa; Chordata; Actinopteri; Cypriniformes; Cobitidae
Gene: nalf1b
Product: NALCN channel auxiliary factor 1b
Biological process (GO): calcium ion import across plasma membrane
Cellular component (GO): plasma membrane
Molecular function (GO): stretch-activated, monoatomic cation-selective, calcium channel activity
Source: RefSeq, a predicted model, not a curated record
CGCACAAGGUUAGUCUGUUAGAGGGCAAAUAUACAGUAUGUCUCUCUCAUUCUCCACUCCCGGUCUUUUGCACACACACAUACGCAUGCACUCACUCACACAAACGCCUCACGUUUCCGCGCUUGCUUUCCAACGUGCCGCUUUGACGCCCAGAUGUCUCCUGUGCCCGGCUCCUUACACACAUGUUACACGGUGCAUACUAAUAAACUUCAGCUUGAACGGGAAAAACGAGAUGAACGAAACAUAGAAAUGUCAUUUCAUAUCUCUUUCACACGUUGAGUCUGCUCCACUCAACACGUUGACAUCUUUUCCUUUUGCCUUUGCGCAGUUGAAGGGCAUUACGCAUUGCAUGGCACCUCAAAAAUGAUGUUUAUUAACGACAUUACGGACAUCUUUUAAUCAGUUUAUUUCGUUUGGAGCUUGAAAUGAAAGGAUCGUGCGUCGUCAGGUCUAACAUCGACGUUUGUAAGGACUUUAAGGGGGCGAAUGGAUCAUAAGUGGACUAGGAGGUAAAAGGGAAAGGACGAAAAGAUGACUGGCUUUUAAAUGCGCAAUUAUAUGUCACAGAAAAACACACAGGUCUGAGACGGGCAUCUUUUUUAUUCGCCAAAUGUGCGUUAUGAAUUAUCUCUCGUAUUGAAAUGUCCAUUUUAUUGUCAUAAACGAACGGGCGCGCGUGUCUGUGCGUAUCCAUAGACUAGAUCUGUGUUACUGCGCCAGGAUGGAGAUGACGCAAAUGACCCAGCUCCCCAAAAAGUGUUUCAAGACAAACAUGGCGGCAACUUAACACAGGACCUAAGACGAUGAUGAUGAUGAUGAGUCUCGCUCAGAACAGAGAAGAUCGAAGGCAAUCCCCCCAGAAACGGAAAGAGCAGCUCGUUCAGGAUCUCGCCUUCCCUUAAGGAGACGCAGGGACACAGGCAGGUUUGGGAACAGCAGCUGCUGCUCUCCGAGGGUCUAUGGGGAGAGGAGGCAAGAGAGGAGGCAUGUUGUCACACAGAAGUCGCUUUUUCUCCGGGGAGCUACGCGGAAUAACGGCGAUAUGACCGCGCGUGGCUUCAUCUAGCCGAUCGACUCGGAUACAGCAGCUGUUUAAACGGGAAAAUUUGACAUUUCAAGUCAAUGCAUUUUGUGGCAGAGGAGCCGUCGCGGUGGAGUCGGCCAGUGCUGCUCUUUGCUGAAAUAUGACCAGGGGUGUUUGGACGUGUCGGCAGCAAGAUGACGGCUUAAAAAUCUGGUUUGCACCCCGGGAGGACGAAAAGCCAUUAUUCACCGAUUCAGAAAGGGCCCAGAGAUGGCGACUGUCCUUAGCCUCUCUUUUGUUUAUCACCGUUUUGCUCUCUGAUCAUCUGUGGUUCUGCGCCGAGGCGAAAUUGACGAGGACUCGAGACAAGUUCGCCGCCAUGGACGCGGUGGAGCACACGAACCAUAUACAUUCACCCAGCCAUCAGCCCGUCACAGAGCAGAGUCUUAUUUUUAUAGGCAAUUCUACCAAACCUCUGCGGAGACUUGAAACUUGUCAUCCCGACAGCCUCUCCAAAAACUGCUUGACUUUCGCCGACGCGCACGACGUGUGCUCGGGCCUUUCCGAGUGGAACCUGAGCGAUUUCUAUCUUUCUUUUUGUAAUUCCUACUCUCUUUUGGAUUUGUUUUACGGGUUUACGAGUCCGGACAAUUUGACCUGUAGCUUGGACGUGGCUGCUGGCGGUAACAUAUCGGGAUGCAGCCGAUGCGUUCAGGCUUACCAACUCUACGACCGACGAGCUCAGGAGACAUAUCGAGAGUUUGAGAUUAUGGUUCAGAAAUAUGAAACGGAUGUAUAUUCGGUGCGGACAUGCAUGGAAGAGUGCACGACUGUCUAUAAACAGUGGAUCUGUGCCCAGUUCUUCCACAUCACACAGAUGCACUGCAGCAACAGGAUCCCUUGCAGGAAGUACUGCCUGGAGGUCCAGCAGAGGUGUCCAUUCAUAUUGCCUGACAAUGAUGAGCUCAUCUACGGAGGAAGCCCCAGUUUUAUAUGCACAGGGCUCCAAGAGGACAACCCUUCAGACGCAGAGACAGAAUGCUGCGACGUUCGAUGGGACAGCAGGACGGACAACAGCUCCAAAGGCACUCUCAAAAGAACUCACCCGUCGUGUCAGCACGGGACAUCCCUGACAUCGUCAGCAGCCUCUAGACUGUGCAACAGCAGACUCAAAUUCUGCCUGCUGGUCCUCGUCCUACUUCAUACUGUUGCCACUCUCACAGCAUCCCACAGUCCCACCGGUUUCAACCUCACCUCCUCCAACUCCUCCAACGAGGAAUGAUGGGAGUAUCCACUCGGUUACAGUGUCGAACCCGAUCGCGUGACGGACCGUGGGUAACUGCUGUAAUGCUUUUUGGGACCUUUAGUACAGUUCAGGUGGAGACUGUGGACGUGCAAUCAACCAAGCAAACAAAACGAACUGAGAAAAGCUGAACCGAACUCUGGACAAAUUUAAUCAAGCAACAAGAACAAGGGACAACACCGUAGCCUUUGUCGAAAGAGGGCGGAGUUCUCUCGCACCAUGUUUUUUUACACUGUGUCUAUGAUUUAGAUUUCUGUUGCACUAGAUGACUGCAGAAUCUAAUUCAUGUUUUUCUUUCUUUCUUUCUUUUCAUUCGGGUCUUUGUGCAGGAAGGAUCGGCAUAGUCAGAUGAGUUAAAUGUACAGUAUCAAAGUGAAUAUUCAAGAGCGAGUGUCUAUGUGGGUGACUGGUUGAGCGCGUGUGCAUGUGUGCCUGUGCUUGCAUUCGUGUGUGUCCACUUAGAUGUUCUUCUUUCUAUUUGUAAUCACAAACUCUCUGAAUGCUGCUCUAUCCAUUAUGAGGGUUUCUCUAGAGCCUCUAUAGCAGUUUAUAUAUGUUUGAAUUUCUGACAAAUCUGCUUAGGUAAAUACCCCGAAACUCAGAUUCUCCCACUAAGAUCCUAUCCCUGAUGUUUUUGUUGCUGAUGUAAUGUCACUUCCUGGUAGGCCAGGUCACGGUAGCUUUGGGGUCUGGGUAUGUUUAAAACAUUUUGCUUAAGUGCUUAAAACUAAAAAGGUCCUAUUGUAUCCAGACUUGGAAAUCCUUUUUGUGUUUGUCCCGGGAAAGGAACAACAAAAAGUCCCCAAAUCAAUUUUUCUGCCCUUAGUAGUAGGCAUAUCUAUUUUAUUACGACUAUAUAUUAUCUAUACAGUAUAAUUGCAUGUUAUAAUCAGUUUAUAACCACACUUGUUUUGACCACACCGCUAAAUUUCAAAGGAAUAAAUCCAAAUCCGGUAGCCAGGUAUUCUUGGCACAUAUUUUAAAUAGCAUCCGAAUUGCUAUUUUGCAGCACGUACCCAGCCAGUCAGAGCUUAUAAAACGAAACACCCCAAACACAGAGAGGAUCCAUCGUACAGUUUAUUUUAAAUACUACGUUCCUUACCACAGUAAAGGGCUUACCCAUCAUGUGUACUCCAUACACAUUCAGACAUUCCUGCAACAUUUGCAUGUAGAGAUUCAUGAGGCUUAAGCAACUCAGUGGAAACUAUAUUCAUUUGUUAUAAACCUUAAGAUAUUUAAAAUGAACAUUGUUUAUGAGAAAGUAAGGCAUCAUUAAGGGCUUUUAUAUUUUUAUUUGUUUUCUACAGGUAUUACUCUCUAAUGAGGAUGUGUCGCUGUGACACAGACGCACACACAAAAAACUAAAGCCUUUUUAGAGACAGAUCCCGUGUGAACCUGUCAAAUGAUACAGUCACACUUCUGUUUCCAUACAGUGUUAAAACUCAUAAAACAUCACAAACAUGUCCAAAAGGUAACACUGGCCCUCUACAUACACAACAUGCACAUUUCGUAAUUUAGCGCUAAGUAUGCUAACUAUAAAAAUAAAUAUAUUCUAAGUGUUUAGUAGCCACCAUUUUGAUAGACAACAUAAUGCAUGUCUUUUAACAAACAAAUAGGAAUACAAAUGGGUGACAUUUGCCACUUUUAAAUGUAAUCUUCAUUAGCGUAAAAUCAAAAAGAGUGGCUGUAAUUUUUUUGCAUUGCUGACGAUCUGAAAUAUUAGCGAUUUUUUGUUGUUGAUAAAACACUUAAGAAAAUGUAAAAUCUUCACUUAAAGAAACGACCCAUUUGCCCUUUUGCAAUAUAAAUUAGCAUUAGCGAAUGACAUUUCGAGGUGUCAGAAGCACAAGUGAUUUUUUUCGCUAAUGAUGUUCGGUGGACUUAAAAAGACAAAAAAAAAAGUGUUCAACCUCAAUGACCAAAUACUUUUACUUUAUGUAGUUAUUUUUCAAUUCCCAGCAAAUUAAUGCACUUUUGGACCAAGGUGUUAAUUUACUUCUUGGCUAUUUAAGGCUUUUGAAUUUAGUCCAGAGUUUGAUCUAAUGACUGAUUUAUUCUCAAGCUGAUUCAGGUAUAUAAUAGUCUAUUAUUAAAGGGACAGUUCAUCCAAAAAUGAAAAUUGUGUCAUUUAGUCACCCUCUUGUUAUUCUACCCCUGUAUGAGUUUCUUUCAUCUGUUGAACACAAAAGAAGAUGAUAAUCACAAUGUUGAUGGCAGUGUUAUGGUAAAGAUUAUGGUGGGUCCCCUUUCUAAGGGUCAUUAUAGGGUCGCCGUGAGUUCACAAAGUAAGAUGUGAUCCUGGAUCAACGUUUUAAUUAAAGAAACCCCCAAUUAACCUUAACUCAAACCCUAUAACCAUUUAUUACCCCUUAAAGGGACACUUCACCCAUUUGCAUUAAGCUUUAUAUGCAUAGUUAGAACCCCAGUCAUGUUUUUGAAUGGUCAUGCUUCAUUUCCUCAGUUCCCGCUGAAACAGGAGGAAUAAAGAUUUCAGUGUUGCACUUCCUUCUUUCAAUGAUGUAAAAAUCAUUUUGCAUCAUUGAAAGAAGGAAGUCCAAUAUCUUUGGAGAAACACCCCUUUUCUCGGUCAAAUAGGCACCAAAUUCUAAAUGUAUGUUACAUUUCGACUACAAAUAUGACACACUUUCAAUAGGGAUUCAUGUUUCUAUGGGUGAAAUGCUCCUUUAAAUUAGUGUAAAAUAAUAGUUUGGAAAGAAUUUUUUAACUCUUUCACCGCCAUUGACAAAUAAUCUUGUCAAUUAAGAGAAAACAUUUGCAUGAAAAAAAACGUGUUCCUGAUUAGUUUUUAUUGUAAUUAUGGUUUAUGGUAAUCUGUAAUACCAAGUCUCCACUGGAUGGCGCACUUAUCCAAUUUAUAAAAAACUUAAGCAAACAAAUAUUUAUUAAUUUUACACUCCGUUUAUGUUUUGAUAAUCAUUCUGAAUCUGAUCUCUAAAAAAAUUCCAUUUACAAUUUUUGAAAAAAAAAACUUAUUUAAGAGUUUAUAAACAAAGAAAAAAAUAACGAUAGGGUGAAAGUUUUUUUCCCCUUUUGUUUGUUUGUUUGUUAAUUGUUUGUUUGAAAGCAGAGGGCUUGUUCUUUCAUUUAAAAUUUGUGUAGAAUAUGUGCUUUAAAUUUUUUUCCUGGAAAGCAUUUUGUGAAACUUUUGUGAAAAUCGCAAAAAAUGUUGGCGGGCAACUUUUCAAAAAAAAAAAAAAAAAAAAGGCUGGCAAUGAGGUAAAAGCCUCUGAACCAAUCAUAAAUCUAACAAUCUGUCAAUUCCCCUAGAAAGCAGCGUGAGGUGUACUUGAGAGUUAUACUUAUUUUAAACAGAAAUCUUUUGGAUUAUUUUAAUGCGAAAUUAGAACAAGAAUUUUAAAUGUAUGUUGUUGUUUUUUUUUUUUCUAAAAAGCAGGGUACCCCUCUAAUUUAUAUUUUUGUGCUUUAUAUGGGGUCCCUCAAUGCUUAUAAGAGGUCUGGGACCGGCCCAGCCCCCGCUCAAUUCGAACAUUGGUUGACGAUUUCCACUGACUUCCAUAGUAGGAUAAACAAAUAUGGGGAAAAAACUGUGUUCUUACCAUCAUUUAUCCAAAUAUCUUUAUUUGUGUUCAACAUAAUAAAGAAAUGAAUACAGGUUUUGAACAACAUGAGGGUGAAUAAAUCAUUUUUGGGUGAACAAUCCCUUUAACAUUAUCACAAUUAGGGCUUUUAUUCAGUAUCGGCAGUAUGUUGUCUAUCAUUUAUUUUCAUGAACCUGUUUUUUUUAAAACGAUGUCAUGCAAUGUCUUUCAGACCCAAGAUCACGAUGAAGCAAGUCAGUCCAUAUGUUAAGGGAAAACAGGCAGAAAUCUAUUUAGGAUGCAUAAGGGUCGUCCAGUGUGCAGGGAUCGGAUUCAGUAUGAUGAGGAUUUCACUAAUGAAUAAUUAGAAGAAACCACAGGGAGCGAGAGAGAUGAGCCUCAUGAGAGCUUAUUAGCUAGUUUAUAACCCUGGACAUUCGGCUGACACCACCUGCUCGACAGGAGAUGGAACAGAAAUGGUUCCCUCCGUUUUUCUUCAAAUAAUUCAACUGGGCCAGAAAAAUGGAGAUAGUAAGAACAGAAGGGUGAGCGGAGGAAUGGAUGUCCAUCAGUGUCUUUUCACUUCUGGAUGUUUGUUACAGCAACACAUGCAUACAUCAGUCGUACGUACAUAUAUGUGCUCCUCACUUGUGUGUAUAUAUUUUUUGUAAUGGGUUUGCACCGUGUCGGUUUCUUAAUUAUGUCAAUCAAGGAUGGAUUGGGGUCCCGGGCACCCGCCUCAUUGGAGACACCACACUUUUCUCACAGUUGCGAGAUAUCCAAAUAACAACAUUAUAUUCAUAAUGAAAUUGAAAGUCACAGUUGUGAGAAAUAAAGUCGGCCUUAUGAGAUUGAACACUUUAUUUAUGUGAAGCACUUUAGUUUACAGUCCUGUUUCUAUGUUUGCGUUUAUGGGUUUCUCUCAACUCGUGGUUAUGUGCCCGGCUCAUAAUCUGUCCUUGAAUAUUAAUGUGUGCAAUGUGAUGAAUGCCACUGCAGACAUCAUAUUGGAAGCAAAUGAAGGAUACAAUUCAUGCAAACCGACUCACAUGAAAACCUUCAUGAUUUGUCUGACUUUGUUACCCUCGUAACAUGUUUCUCUGUGUUUGUGGGGUCCAGUCAUCAUACAGUACGUCUCAGCGACCAACAAGAUUGAAUGUAACAGAUGCCUGCUAAUAUCACACCACCAAACCUAAUAUAUAAGACAUAUUUUAUGCUUGCACAUGUUUGACGGUCAUUUCCGAGUACAGAUCCAGUUGUGUAAGUAGUACAUCACACGGCAUAAUACACACUUAGCAAGCAGAAAUACUUUCUUUUCUCUUUUUGAAUCCUGUGGACCUAUGCAGCCCUCGACCUCAGUUGUUUUUCUGUUGUAAAUACGUUACGAGAAUGCUUAACAAUGUGUGUCUCCGUUUGAUUUCGAGGUUUCCUUGUGUUCUGAGUUGGUGUCCUUUUUUAAUCCUCUUUUUUAAGUGUCAGAGAUCACUGGUUGGUUUGUGCUGAGAUCUAAACUGAGAGCGAAGUGCUUUAAUCGCAAGAACUGUCCUCUUGGUCACAACCUUAGCACCUGAAGGCUGUGAUGGUAUGUGAUGUGCAAAGCAAUGACUUUAAGAAAAAGAAAAGAAAAAAGGUUUAAAGGCAUAUAGAGAUAACAUUAUGACUAUGACUACUGAAAAAAUGAUAUUAUUAUACUACCGGUAUAUUGUAAUAUUAUAGAUGAUUUAGUUGAGUAACCUAUUUAAUUUUUUUACAAACUUUGAUGAAAUAAUUUAUAAAACAAUCUCACGAGUUAUGAUCUUUUCAAAGGUAUGAUUAUACUGCUAAAAUGAUUAAAGUUGUGUUCUGAUGAAAUA